AUGCCCCGUCGAUUAAACGACGGCGAGCCUGGCCGUUUUACCGCCACCACCCUCCUUGUAAUCGGUCUGAUCUCGUGUCUCAUCGUCUACGCUGUCUUCUCUGCUGUCCUCCGUCCCCAAGAUCAUACACUCGAUUCCGCGGUCCGAAUCACGGACUCGCAGGAUCAAGGCCGUUUAGCGACGGCUGGAGACGGCGGCGGGUGUUGCCGCGGAGUCGAGAAUCUGGAGCUUUGGGGUCCGGCGGUGAAGUGGGGGACGGAUUUCAAGUUUUAUUCGUCGGAAGAAUGUUGUAAGGCGUGUAAAGUUAUGUGCAGCGGCAACGAUGGACCUUGCUUGUGCGAUUCAUGGGUGUUCUGUGGGAACAAAGAGGCUUGCGGCUCGAAGUUUGGAGAGUGUUGGUUGAAGAAGCAAAAAGAUGUAUUGGUGCCUGAUAGUCAGGAAGGUGGGCAGAAAGUAUUGUGGACAUCUGGGCUUAUCUUUGGACAAGGCGAGGGCAUUGUUGGUUUUGAGACGGAACACGGCGUACUGCAUGUCAAACUUCACCCUGAGUGUGCUCCUCACUCAGUAUACUACAUUCUUAGUUUGUUAACUCUGAGCCACUGCGCAGGCUGCCAGUUUCAUCGUGCAGAGAAGCGGGGUUCAUAUUGGGACUCAGAAGGCAAUCAUGUAAACAAUGCUCCCUAUGGUCCACCAUACGCCAUGAUUCAAGGCAUACUCCAGCCCGAGGGGGACAUGUUUUCGCCGAUCCCGACCGAGCACUGUCCAACCAUAAGCCGUGGCUCAGUGGCGUGGGUCGGCUCGGGUCCAGAAUUCUUCAUCAGUCUAGCAAACCACCACGAAUGGAAACAAUCUUACACUGUUUUUGGCUCUAUUCUGCCAGAAGACAUGGAUAUUGCGGAGAGGAUUGCCGGUUUGUCAACGAGAGCCGAUGUCUGGAACAGCGUUAAUGUCUCUGUGCUGGAGAAACCGGUGUCCUUAGCCGUACGGAGAAUGAAGGCGGGCCGAGAACAAGGAGACACUGGUUCGUGA
This is a messenger RNA of Thlaspi arvense, 1029 nucleotides long. Lineage: Eukaryota; Viridiplantae; Streptophyta; Magnoliopsida; Brassicales; Brassicaceae. The record is from the annotation of a GenBank genome assembly.